Phialemonium atrogriseum is the source of this 2262-nucleotide messenger RNA. RefSeq names its product P-loop containing nucleoside triphosphate hydrolase protein. Bases 70 to 2049 code for a protein of 659 amino acids. Gene Ontology annotation, biological process: microtubule-based movement. The record is from RefSeq and is a predicted model, not a curated record. The transcript has 2 exons. Gene Ontology annotation, molecular function: microtubule motor activity; ATP binding; microtubule binding. Lineage: Eukaryota; Fungi; Ascomycota; Sordariomycetes; Cephalothecales; Cephalothecaceae.
AACAGCUCACCCAUGUAAACAAGCUAACUCAAGUCCUAUCGGUCGCCCUCUAAGACGAAAAGAAAUCGGAUGUUCAACCUUCUUGAACAACGCUUCCAUGAUAUCAUCACGGAUAUCAGCGAGACUUUGAUUGGAAUGUCACUUGAUCCGCGACUCAUGCCAAACGUUGCGACAAACGAAUUAGCCCUGCGGACUGUCCGCUCGUCUGCAUCGACGCCCUCCCUUCGAUCUCGCGAUGGCACCGUUCCGCCACACGCGAGAAUGGACCCGGGAGGAAAUGUCAGAGUUGUGGUGAGGGUUCGGGCGUUUCUGCCUCGAGAAAUCCAGCGCAAUGCCGAAUGCCUCAUCACGAUGGACCCCAUAAGACAGGUAACAACGCUCCUUAUACCAAACGACUCCGAUCCAGCCAACAGCCGGGCAAAGUCACGCCGGGUAAUCGAAGAGAAAGCCUUCACAUUCGACAACUCGUUCUGGAGUCACAACACAGAUGACCACCAUUAUGCGACACAGGAAGACGUCUACAACAGCCUGGGCGAGGAAUUCCUCGACCACAACUUUGAGGGCUACCACACGUGCAUUUUCGCGUACGGCCAAACAGGAUCGGGCAAGUCAUACACCAUGAUGGGCACACCCGACCAGCCGGGGCUCAUCCCGAGGACGUGCGAGGACCUGUUUGAGCGCAUCGCGCACGCACAGAGCGAGACUCCAAACAUCAGCUACAACGUGCGGGUCAGCUACUUCGAGGUGUACAACGAGCACGUGCGGGACCUCCUCGUCCCCGUAGUGCCAAAUCAGCCGCCGUAUUAUCUCAAGAUCAGAGAGUCACCAACCGAGGGCCCGUACGUGAAGGACCUGACCGAGGUCCCGGUGCGGAACAUCCAAGAGAUCCUGCGGCACAUGCGGACGGGCGACGCGAGCCGCACGACCGCCAGCACCAAGAUGAACGACACCAGCAGCCGCAGCCACGCCGUGUUCACAAUCAUGCUGAAGCAGAUCCACCACGACAUGGAGACGGACGAGACGACGGAGCGCAGCAGCCGCAUCCGGCUGGUCGACCUCGCGGGCAGCGAGAGGGCCAAGUCGACCGAGGCGACCGGCGCGCGCCUCCGCGAGGGCAGCAACAUCAACAAGUCCCUGACGACACUGGGGCGGGUCAUUGCGGCUCUGGCCGACCCCAAGCAGAGCCAGUCGCGGGGCGGCAGGCGGCGCCGCGGCGGCGUGGGCGGCGGUGGCAGGGACGCGGUGGUCCCGUACCGCGACAGCAUCCUGACGUGGCUGCUCAAGGACUCGCUGGGGGGCAACAGCAAGACGGCCAUGAUCGCGUGCAUCGCGCCGUCGGACUACGAGGAGACGCUCUCGACACUGCGGUACGCGGACCAGGCCAAGCGGAUCCGCACGCGCGCCGUGGUCAACCAGGACAGCGUCAGCGCGGCGGAGCGCGACGCCCAGAUCGCCGCCAUGUCCGAGGAGAUCCGGCAGCUGCAGCUCGUCGUCGGCGACAGCCGCCGCCGCGAGAAGGACGCAAAGGACCAGGAGGAGCGUCUCGAGGAGUACCAGGCCCGCGUCGCCGCCAUGCAGCGCAUGAUGGAGGAGAGGGGCCUCGUGGCAGAGGGCAAGAUCCGCAGCCUGCAGACCGAGAACGAGGCCCUCAGGCUGCACCUGAAGCUGGCGCUCGAGAGCCUGAAGAACCCCAUCCCGCCCGUGACGGUGCGGGAGGUCGGGGGAGGCGGUGGCAAGGGCGGGGUGGUGGUUGGCGAAAAGGAGGUCGGGGCCGGGUCGGAGGACGGCGAGGGGGAUGAUAAAGAGAACCGCGGCAUCAUGGCUGAUGAGACGUGCUACGAGGAUGAGGACGACGGCUAUGCGUCCGGCGGGUACGAGAACCAGGCCGAGGAUAUGCACGACUACAUGCAGGGCCUGCUCAAAGACCUGGGAAUGUUCAAGAGGAAGAUUGGUGACGAUCGGCUGAGAUUCUUGGGUGAUGUGAAAGAUGCGAGAGGUGAGAGGGGGGGGAGUGGUCGGAAGCCACUGGGCGUCAAGUUCAACGUUUGAAAAUAGGAGAUAGAGGCUGGGUAGGAGGCUUGCUACUAGUGUAGUAUCAUAUCACGUAUCACGGUAAAGGAGCGACUGGAGUUUGAGGGAUGGCCAGCAAGGGAGGGCAGAGCAUUGUGGGAUACAGGGACCGACUUGGGCGAUACAUCCUUUAUUUUUUUUGGUCUUUGUCUAUUUACCUAUGCUGUCGAAUCGAAACCGCUUUAACUCUCU